This is a messenger RNA of Juglans regia (Persian walnut), 1468 nucleotides long. RefSeq lists its product as uncharacterized. Lineage: Eukaryota; Viridiplantae; Streptophyta; Magnoliopsida; Fagales; Juglandaceae. The record is from RefSeq and is a predicted model, not a curated record. Bases 136 to 1341 code for a protein of 401 amino acids. The transcript is spliced from 5 exons.
AGACAACCUAAAAACCUAGCCAUGACUUUCUAUUCUCUAUUCAUCAAUUUCAUCUCAUCUUCCUCGGAAACCACUUGAACCACACUCUCUCUCUCUGUGCUACAUCGUUAUUUUCAGAUCGCUCCGACCCCAAAAAUGGCCUCCCUCAGGCCCCACUCUCGCUACAGCACUUAUGACUCUCGAUCCUCCACUUCUUCCGCUCACUUCUCCGACCCUUCCUCCUCCAUUGAGCUCAACAAGCUCAAAUCGCCUUUGCCUCCUCACUCUUCCUCCCGUGCACUCGUCAAGUCCAAGCCCUCCGAUCUUUCUCGCACCAAAUCCAAGCCUUCCAACCCGGGCUUGGCCACCAUGGUGAAGAAGUUUAUGGAAAAGAAGUCUUCCUCUUCGUCGAAAUCUAAGGCGGUGAACAGGACGGCGCUGGUGAUUCCAUCGGACGCAAUCGCCGAGGACCUAAAGAAGACCGCUAGGAAGGGGGCCAGCUUCACGGGGCUACAUAAGAAACUGUUCGGGAAUGAGAAUGGGAGUGGAAAGGGAGCAACGUCGUUUGAGAAGAAGAAGGAGGUGAAGGCGUUGACGGAGGUGAAGGGAAACACGAGGACUUUGGCGAUGGUGCUGAGGAGCGAGAGAGAGCUACUGUGUCUGAACAAGGAGCAUGAGAUUGAGAUCGCUGAGCUCAAACUCAUGCUUCAGAACAAGAACAGAGAGGUUGAGAAAUUGAAAGAUUUAUGCUUGAAUCAAAGGGAAGAAAUUAAGUCGUUGAAGAGUGCAAUACUAUUCCCAGACGUUAUGAAUUCUCAGCUUCAAGAGCUUUUGGAGAAACAAGGAUCAGAGUUGAAACAAGCGAAGCAACUCAUCCCAACUCUCCACAAGCAGGUCACUUCUCUCACAGGCCAGCUACAAUGUCUCGCUGAGGAUCUCGCCGAGGUGAAGGCAGAUAAACAUUCAGAGCGGGCACGUUUCCAUUGUCAGGGAAGUUCGCCAAGGACACCAAGAUAUAAUAAUGAACAUGCCUCAAAUUCUUUGGAGUUCAGCUCUGGUGAUCCACCAACCCCUCGAAGUCCCGAUGACAUGUUUCUCAAGGAUUUAAAUCCUUGCUUAACACCCUAUUAUGCCUUGUCAAAAUCUAAGGAAUGUGAGGCAAUGGGCUACGAUUCUCCAGAUGAUGAUUUUCUAUCUGAAACCAGCAUGGAGAUUGGUUUUGACUCUCGUAUGAGGAACAUGUCCAAAAGUUCUGAUUGUUGCCAGAAUGUCAACACAGGGAGUGCCAUGGCCCGUGCAGCUCGUAGAUCAGAUGAAAGCAAAUGCACAUAUGGAAAGCAAAUGCACCAUAAACGUUUCUAGACAAUGUCAGUCAUUUGUUUUGUCUCAAGCAUUGAUCUUAUCUCUAGCUCCUGCUGUAUCAGUGUAUGGAACAAACAGUUUUUGUUCACUAUUCAAUAUACCAUAACAUGUCGGGAUAUAACUGGCA